AUGCAUCCUACUGAGGGAGAUCCGAUGCUGGUGUUCACCCAGUGGCACGACGAUGAUCUGGGCAUGACCGACAGCUGGACAGGCAGCAACGAUCACUCUCUCCCCCGAGCUCGAUCUACUCAUGACCUGCCAGCCGAUACGGCUCUUCCUACGGUCCUCGCGGGCAAUGCAUCCAACCAAGUCAACUCUCCUCCAUCAUCACUACCGCCUCAAACACGACCAAAUUCCAUCCCCGACCAACCUAGCCAGCCGGGCCCCAAUUCCUCAUGCUGUUCGGCUCAUGAGCGCAUCGUCCAUCUCUUGCUCUCCAAUGGAGCCAAUGUCAAUGUACAGAAUGCAAACGGACAGACGCCUCUUCAUAUUGCGGCUCAACAUGGUCACCUCGGCAUCGUUCGACUUUUAUUGGCUUCCAAAUUUAUCGAUGUGAAUAUUCAAGACCAUCGUGGAGCGACGCCCUUGCACCUUGCAAGCGAGAAUGGACACGCGAUGGUGGUGACUCUCCUGGUGGAGCACGACGCGAGGUUGGAUGUGAGGACGACAAGUGUAUGA
Molecule: messenger RNA, 549 nt
Organism: Penicillium diatomitis
Lineage: Eukaryota; Fungi; Ascomycota; Eurotiomycetes; Eurotiales; Aspergillaceae
Product: ankyrin repeat domain-containing protein
Exons: 2
Coding region: 1-549 (182 amino acids)
Molecular function (GO): protein binding
Source: RefSeq, a predicted model, not a curated record